Messenger RNA from Scaptodrosophila lebanonensis, 1807 nucleotides. RefSeq lists its product as uncharacterized. Gene Ontology annotation, biological process: DNA repair. Gene Ontology annotation, molecular function: ATP-dependent polydeoxyribonucleotide 5'-hydroxyl-kinase activity; polynucleotide 3'-phosphatase activity; double-stranded DNA binding. The transcript has a single exon. NCBI's taxonomy places the organism in Eukaryota, Metazoa, Arthropoda, Insecta, Diptera, Drosophilidae. The coding region runs from base 44 to 1615 and encodes 523 amino acids. The record is from RefSeq and is a predicted model, not a curated record.
UACAUUCAACAUUUAAUACUCAAUAUACAUUUGUACAUGUGAAAUGUCUUUAGUCAAAUAUUUAAACCGCUCCGUGGGUGAAACCAGCAAAAAAGUUGUAGGCAGAGUCUGCACACUAAAGCCGAUCGAGGCUGAACACUGUACCAUACGUUUAAAUGACGGGUUGAACGUAAUUGGACGCAGUAAGGACACGGGAAUACGAGAUGCUCGCUGUUCUAAGCAGCAACUACAACUGAAGGUAGAUUUCGCCAGCAGCACCAUUUCAAUGAAGGUGCUGGGUUUAAAUCCUAGCAGCGUCAAUGGACUUAUGGUAAUGCAGCACACAGAAUGCGAGCUGCAGCACGGCGAUAUUUUGGAGAUAGUUUAUAACCGACAUCCAUAUGAGGUCGUGUUUAAUCCACCGCCAGUGAAUAUAGAAGCAACCGGCGUAGAUCAAGCCGCCAAUGUAAGAGGGUGCAGUGACGUAGAAAAGUGGGAUUCUGCUGCAAGUGGAAAAUUGGUUAUCUACACUAGCGCUGGAGUGGCGCCUUCUGACAAGAUUGCUGGCUACGACAUGGACGGCACAAUAAUUAAGACUCUAUCAGGCAAUGUAUUUCCCAAAAACACGGAUGACUGGCAAAUAAUUUUCCCAGAAGUUCCACAGAAACUGCAACGUCUUUAUCGGGAUGGCUUCAAGAUUUGCUUUUUUACUAAUCAAGGAGGAAUAGCGCGCGGCAAAAUCAAAUUAGACGAUUUUAAAGUAAAGAUUAAGCUAAUUGCGAAAAAAUUAGGUGUGCCUGUGCAGGUUUUUAUAGCUGUAGGCGAUGGUUACUAUCGCAAACCCUUGCCAGGUAUGUGGGAGCACCUAGUCGAAGAAAUGAAUGAUGGCGUGCCCAUUAAACUUGAACGCAGCUUUUUUGUCGGCGAUGCGGCUGGCAGACCGGAGACGGGCAAAGGUGCAACAAAACAACGCAAAGACCACUCCUUGGCCGAUAGAUUGUUUGCUCAUAAUAUUGGAAUUACGUUUUAUACGCCAGAAGUGCAUUUCCUGGGCAAGCGUAUCGAACAGUGGGAUAAGCCUGAUUUUGAUCCGAGCAGCGUACAUGAUCAAGUGCCACAAUUCGAACCAGAUGAUGUAGAAUUUACCACAGACAAAUGCGAAAUGAUAAUAAUGGUGGGCUUGCCCGGUUCGGGCAAAAGCCAUUUCUGCGAGACGUUCUUGGUCAGUCGGGGUUAUAAAAUCGCAAACGCAGACACUUUGGGCAGCACGCAGGCUUGCCUCAAAGCUUGCCGACGUUUUCUGGAAGCUGGUCAGUCAUGUGUUGUUGACAACACAAAUGUAGAUGCAGCAUCACGUCAGAAAUUUCUUCAGUUGGCUGCUGAAAUGAAAAUCGAGUGUCGUUGUUUCGUCAUGAAUCUUACGGUGUCCCAGGCAAAGCAUAAUAUUGUUUUUCGAGAGCUCUCUGACACUUCGCACUCGAAGAUCAACGACAUGGUUUUCAAUAUGAUGAAGAAAAAGUACAAAACACCUACCUUGGAGGAGGGUUUCUCAAAGAUUUAUAAAAUUAACUUUGUACCGAAAUUUGCAAGCGACAAGGAUAUGAGAUUAUAUAAGAUGUAUUUGCUUGAAAAGUAGAACUUAUGUAUUACCUAAUCUAAUGUAAAUAUUCUUUUGGCUAUGUCGCCAAUCAGCCAGUCCAUGGAACUUAAAAGCUUUUCUCCCGUCACUGCGCUGACACCUACGACUAGCCAGUGAUGGGUUGUAAUGUCAUCUAGUUGCAGCAACUGUGAAGCAAAUAAAUGUUAAUAACCUGUUGCAAAAACAUAA